Cyclocybe aegerita is the source of this 2328-nucleotide messenger RNA. NCBI's taxonomy places the organism in Eukaryota, Fungi, Basidiomycota, Agaricomycetes, Agaricales, Hemipholiotaceae. The record is from the annotation of a GenBank genome assembly.
AUGCCGCAUUUACCCCUCUCGGAAGCCCCCCUCGUCAACUCGAUUGACCUUAAAGCCAAUGGCGAAGUCAGCAGGAUGCGGAGCCAUAAAGGAAAUAUGCCUUCUCUACCUCAAACAAAAUAUUGCGCUCUCUGCCCAGCUAAGUUCACGAGGACUACCCACCUCAACAGGCACCUUCGUUCACACACAAAUGAACGAGCUCACCGAUGCAAUAUUUGUAAUGCCGAGUUCACGAGGAGUGACCUCUUGACAAGACACAAACGAACUUGCGGCGACGCCAGUAGUGUCAAUCGAUCAAGACGGAAAUCGUGUCAGGCCUGCGCUGAGUCUAAAGUCAAAUGCAACCUCCAGCAACCAUGCUCGAAGUGUACUGCCAGAGGCCGGGAGUGUGUCUUCAUCAACGACCCAGAGGCUUCACGCAACAAGAGGAACGCCUCGAAGAGGGCUCGCAGCCUGAGCACGCUGUCGACGUCGCCCAGCGAAACCGAAUGGUCAGAAUCGUCUACCGGUUACGACUCCUUCGGGCCAUCCAGCCCAAGCUCAACGUUAUCGUACAUGACCCAUGGGCACGACGCCUAUUCCCACAUCGUCUCUCCUUCUUACCCAUCGACCCAACUUCUGCCGAGCACUGGAUACGUUUCCAGCGCGUCUGAUUGUGCCUCCUCCGAGUGCUCGUCGCGGGCAUCUCCGCGGCUGGUUUACUUCGAUGGCCGCCAGGAUCUCUCGGGGUCGCUAGGCAUGGAACUCGACACGUUAGACUACAACCCCGAGCUCAACGACUUCUUCACCAACGCUCUCGACCCCUUCAUGGAAGACCAGUACGCCCCGUGCCUUCCACGGACGCAGAGCGAUAUGGACCUUGCCGGCUUUUUCGACUCCAGCCAGCCUUCUCCAACCGCAUACGGCAACGGCGACCCGUUACUGUACUCUCAGUUUUUUCCUCAGUCCACGCCUGAUCACGACUUCGCCUCUGGGCCCACGAACCUGAGCAAUACCUGUUCGAGCAAAGGGGCAUUUUCCGGGCGGCAAUUCCCCACGAUUUCCCCCGCAACCCAGAGGACGUCUGCGUUUGGCUCCUCGGCAUCAGAGAAUCCGACCCCCGAGGAUUUGAACAUGUACCUGUAUUUGUUCUUUACGGAAUUCAACGCGCAGAUCCCGCUUUUUCACCGGCCCAGCUGGAAGGAUGUGACACACCCGAUCCUCCUCCGGGCGAUGCAGGCAUGCGGCGCACUGUUCGCAAAAAACCAGAGCGCACAGGAUUUCAUGAUCAGAACAUUGUCAACCUCCCGCGACAUGCUGAUCAUGGAGUUUUCAAAGUCGACAUGUACCCUAAAGGAACGCAUGUUAUUGAUACUUGCGGGUAUAUUACUGCAGUCCAUCGGGCUUCUCAGCCCACGAGCUGACCAGAGAAGUCUGUUCAAAGCAUAUCACGAAGUCCUAGUUAUGAUGAUCCGGAAGAUAAAUCUAAUUAAAAUCGUCGGUUCUUGGUCUCUCCCAGAUCUCUCGAAUACGCAGGCAUUAGACACUGCGUGGAGAGAUUGGGCUCGCUUCGAGACCUUUAAACGCGCUCUUCUCGUCGCGUUCCUUCAGGACUGCAACCACUGCAUAUAUUAUUCGACACAGCCGGCCUUCAUCCCCACCGAGUUUGAUAUCAAUCUGCCAUGCGAUGACGCAGUGUGGCGGGCACAAAACGCGAGAGACUGGUACCAAAUCCAGCGAGCGCCGUCUCCUUAUGGCACCGGGGCACUUCGCCUCCUGGGCCCAAACAUGCAAAUGGCUAUGUCUACCCUCACAGAACCUACACCUCCGGCGAUUCCCUACAUCCUCAACCCCUUCAGCAACUUCGUUCUCAUCAACACCAUCCUUCUUGACGUCUUCUCGUCAUCGCCCAACCCAGCUCUGGGCUCGCUUAUGACGCCAACCCCUGCUUCUUCGUCAAUCCUCAACAAUGGAAUGCCGGGAUCGCCUGGGAACAGCGUCCUCAUCCAAUGUGCGUUGCACAACUGGCAACGACUGUGGUCCAGCUGCCCUGAAGCAGCCCAUUGCGAGAAGCAAGGCCCGUCGCUCACGCCCUUCAUCUGUAGUGCGUUGUCGUUCUACUGGCUCGCAAGGUUCGCAGAAGCUGGGAAGCAGAACGGGACGAUGUGCGUCACUGGGUCCUUGUCUGCAAGAACUGACGUGGAGGAGCGUCAUCGUGUCGUAAAGAGCUGGUUGGACCAGAUUAAUGCGACUCUCCAGAGCGGAUCUGGGGUCUCUCCGAGUCCGAGUCUGUGGACCAACAGCCCUCCGUCUCUCGGAACGAUGGCUAUGCCGUUUUCUCAUGUGUAA